GUCUUGCUGAAGGCUGCUCAAAAUGUCCCUGGUGAACUUCUGGGCCCUGGGGAAGUGUAGGGGGCAGGUCUGGAGAAGGGGAAGUGGGAAGGGAUGUGAAACUUGGCCACAGCCUGGCGCCACUCCUGCUGGGCAGCCCACAGGAGCCCUGCGCAGAGGACAGGAACAUCCAGUUGAAGUUGACAACGGGAGGCAGGGGCAUCAUGGAGGGGUCCCGGGGCUGGCUGGUGGUCUGUGUGCUGGCCGUGUCGCUGGCCUCUACGGUGACCCAGGAUGUGUGCCGAGCACCAAACGGGAAGGACGGGUUGGCAGGAAGACCCGGCAGACCGGGGCGGCCAGGCCUCAAGGGGGAGCAAGGGGAGCCGGGGGACCCUGGCAUCCGGACAGGCAUCCGAGGCCUUAAAGGAGACCAGGGGGAACCCGGGCCCCCUGGAAACCCCGGCAAGGUGGGCUACCCAGGGCCCAGCGGCCUCCCCGGGAUCCCUGGCCCGCCAGGAAUUAAAGGCAUCAAGGGCAAUCCAGGAAACAUCAAGGACCAGCCGCGGCCGGCCUUCUCGGCCAUUAGGAGGAACCCACCGAUGGGAGGCAACGUGGUCAUCUUCGACACGGUCCUCACCAACCAGGAAGGCCCGUACCAGAACAACUCGGGCCGCUUUGUCUGUGCUGUGCCCGGCUACUAUUACUUCACCUUCCAGGUGGUGUCCAAGUGGGACAUCUGCCUGUCCAUCGUAUCCUCCUCUAGGGGCCAGGUCCGACGCUCCCUGGGCUUCUGUGAUGCCAACAGCAAGGGAAUCUUCCAGGUGGUGUCGGGGGGCACAGUGCUUCAUCUGCAGCAGGGUGACCAGGUCUGGGUCGAAAAAGACCCCAGUAAGGGCCGCAUUUACCAGGGUUCCGAGGCUGACAGCGUCUUCAGCGGCUUCCUCAUCUUCCCAUCUGCCUGAGUCAGGGAAGGACCACCCCCCCGCCGCCACCCUGCCACCGCUCUGGCUUCCAUGCUUUGCUCUGUAAAAUGAGGGUGCUGUUGCUUUAGUUGCUGAAGGGAGGGGGCUGGCUCCAAGAACCCCAGGACUUGCUGCCCCAUGACAUGGGCUCUAAGAAGCUCGUUUCUUAGAACUCUUCCUGGAAUAAACAUCUGUGUCUGUGUCUGCUG
Saimiri boliviensis boliviensis (Bolivian squirrel monkey) is the source of this 1150-nucleotide messenger RNA. It is a transcript of the gene C1QA, whose product is annotated as complement C1q A chain. The record is from RefSeq and is a predicted model, not a curated record. Gene Ontology annotation, molecular function: protein binding. NCBI's taxonomy places the organism in Eukaryota, Metazoa, Chordata, Mammalia, Primates, Cebidae.